Macrosiphum euphorbiae (potato aphid) is the source of this 294-nucleotide messenger RNA. NCBI's taxonomy places the organism in Eukaryota, Metazoa, Arthropoda, Insecta, Hemiptera, Aphididae. The record is from the annotation of a GenBank genome assembly.
AUGGUGUACAAUAGCAUUCCUCCGCGAGGAUCUUUGGUAUUUUUUAAAGAAGAGCAUAAACGAACACAAACGACGACCGUUUUUAUAUUUGCUUUUACAACUGUCUUCCGUGUAAAGCGUUCGCGUUAUUAUGAUGCGUUUUCCAUUGAAAAUUUCGUCUCCAUAUUGACUUCCCACGGCUUGUACGUGGGUAGAACUGUUUACAACAGACGUUGUGCAGGUGGCAAUGCGGAAUCGGGUUGGAUCGAAUACAUGGCGCAGCACAUGAACGUGUGGUUUAUGGUUACAAAAUAA